CAACCCCUCUCUUCUUCUAUCCCUUCCCUACCUCUUCCUUUUCCUCUUCUGUUGUGUCUUUACAUCCUCCUCUUCUCGAUCCUGAAUAUUGCUAUAUUUCUACUUGGAAGAUCUUCUGUUGUUACUGUUAAUACAUACUGCUAAUAAUUAAUUUAGUUGGCUUGUAAGUGUAGACACCAUGUCCGCUGCGGUCGCUGCAGCGGCAGCAGCUGCAAACUCUGGGAGUAGAUGCAACUCAGCUAACAGUAGCAGCUCCGGCAACGAAAACAGCUUACUCAGCCGGCAAAUAGCGGUGACACAACCGCUGCAACCGCCGAGCCGGUAUGAGUCGCAGAAGAGGCGCGACUGGAACACCUUCGGGCAGUACUUGAGGAACCACCGGCCGCCUCUGGCUCUCAACCGCUGCAGCGGCGCCAACGUCCUGGAGUUUCUCCGGUACCUCGAUCAGUUCGGGAAGACGAAGGUGCACACCCAGAUGUGCCCCUUCUUCGGCCACCCACACCCGCCGGCUCCGUGCCCGUGCCCGCUCCGGCAGGCCUGGGGAAGCCUGGAUGCACUCAUCGGCCGCCUCCGGGCAGCCUUCGAGGAGAACGGGGGCCCGCCGGAGACCAACCCGUUCGGCGCACGCGCUGUGAGGCUGUAUCUUCGGGAGGUUCGUGAUGCUCAGGCCAAGGCGAGAGGCAUAGCGUAUGAGAAGAAGAAGCGGAAGCGGCCACAGCAACAUCAAGAGUCUUCUUCAGGCACUGAUCUGAAUUCGAGCCAACCCAAUGGAGGUUUGGUUAUGGUGGAUUCAUCCGAUCAUGGUCGGCCGUCAAUGAUUCCCCUUUCGGUUUUGAACUAGCUGCUGAUAAUGUAAAGCAAAGCUAGGGUUUUCUGGGUUCUACUGUUUACGAUCUUUUAAUCAAAUGUAUAUGGCUUAUGAUCGGAAGGGAACUUUCUAAUAGCCUUUAUUUUGGUUAUUUAAUCAGGCAACUUUCUCUUAUUUUCCUUC
Molecule: messenger RNA, 991 nt
Organism: Vitis riparia (riverbank grape)
Lineage: Eukaryota; Viridiplantae; Streptophyta; Magnoliopsida; Vitales; Vitaceae
Product: protein LIGHT-DEPENDENT SHORT HYPOCOTYLS 4-like
Exons: 1
Coding region: 179-841 (220 amino acids)
Biological process (GO): mRNA transcription; response to light stimulus
Cellular component (GO): nucleus
Source: RefSeq, a predicted model, not a curated record